UUGAAAUAGUGGCUCUGGAGCAGCUUUACUCGACAUUGAGAAACACCCGAGUGUCUCCGUCCCGCUGUCAGUACUCCAGACUCCCGUUGCUGUGUACGUGUCGCCCGGUAGCUCUGUCCGGACUGUAUGUAACCGCCAACCGGAACACGUCGGUUUGUUGACGGCUCGGUGUCCAGCGGUCAGGAGCUCGCUCGGUGGUUCGACUUCUGAUGCUAGCAGGGAGGCUAGCUGACGGUCUGACACAAACUCAGGCUAACGUCACUGAAGAUCUAAGGAGAGACUCAAUGUGUUUUUGGAGUCUCUGAGAAGUUUGUCUAGCAACAUUGUUAACAUUCUGGAGCUGAACCUAAACUCUCAUCUCAACCUACUCACGUGUACUAGCCGGUGCUAACUUGCUCAUUAAGCACAUUUGAAGGUAAUGCUCCUGAACGCAACCUUGGCAGCUCCAAAUGUUGCCAGGUUGAACCAAAGACAUGUAGAGGAGAAGCCUGACUUCUAAAUGGCAGGAGGGGUCACCCGUGGUAUUCAGCUGCACUGCUCCAGCACACCCACAGGUGUGUCUGUGGCCUGAGGACAUAUUUGAACAAGUAUUACAACUUCAGCACUGGCAGUUCAUGCAUGCUUUCCCAAUAAGGGAGUCAGAUUAGCUGAGAGUCUCUGCAUCUUAAUUCAACUCCAACAAGCUCUGUGAGAAAGCAUGACAGCUGUGGUGAGCAGAGCGUGGGGGUGGGUGCGCUCCUGGGGGGGCAAGAGUGCUGCGUCAGAGAAUAACACAGAGGUGAGAGGGGGCCAGGAGCAAGGAGUCAGCAAACAGGGCCAGAGGGGCUGGACCUCCUGGAUCUGGGGAGGGUGGAGGAGUGAGAAAAGCAGUCCGGCGGAGGAGUUCUGGGAGGCGCAGGAGAAGCUUCAGCCAAGAGAAGUCGAAGUCCUCAGCGCCAGGCAACAGGUGACCAAUCCAGAGUCUAGAUGGUGGAAUAAGUAUCUCCCAACUUCUUACAUUUCAUGGCCAGAAAAAAGCGAGCCAAGCGGACUGAGACAGAGGAAACGGGAUGGAGGUACGAGUGACGGUGACGGGGAGGGGGACUUCUCCGACUACGGGACGCCUCCUCCCUCUCCCAUACCCCCUUCCUCAUCUCCUUUUCGACUCUUUGCUAACAGCUGGAAGGUGGACAUCCUCCCAGAGCACUACGACAUCUGCUUCAACUUCCUGCGCCACCUGUUCGAUCUGUUUGUGGUGGGCUUCCUGUGGACGGUGUCCCCCCCCGCCAAGCUGAUCCUGGAGGUGUUCGGGGUGCAGGGGGCUCUGAGGCUGUGGCUGCACGGCAUGGCCAUGUUUUUCGUGUCUUCGGUGGGAAUGGCUGGGCUACUCUGGCUGAUCCAGGAGUACCUCCCUCAGUUCGCCCUGAUCUACGGCAUCAUCCAGGCGCUGGUGAUCUCCGUCAGCGUGCGACAGAGCGUGAUACUCGGCGGGGAGGAAGAAAAAGAAGAAGUUGAGGAGGAGGACAAGGAGACAGAGGAAAAGAAAGACAGUUUGGAAUGUGAAGAAAAGCUUGUGUCUGUAAAAGACAAAGUGAAGACAAGUUAAAUUUGAGGAUGAGGAGCUGCUGUGUGUCAGCUGAUGAGGACCUCCAGCUGGACCACACACACACACACACACACACACACACACACACACACUGCUGCCCGGCUUAAUAACUGUAUUGCACCUUCAUUACACUCCUACCAGUUCUGCUCAUAUCACUUUAUGUUUAACACUAAUGAACUGUGUCUAUGGAUGUCUGUCCUCACUUGAUCUUAAUGCUGUCACCACAAUAUGGACAUUACAAGGUUGAGUAACCACUACUACAACGCCAUGAAUGUUGAAGCAGCAUGUAGGGUCAAGAAGAGAAAGCAUAUUGAGGAAGUGUUGCAAUUUAUUUAGCUAACAUUUCAUUUCCUGACUUAGGGGACUACGUUGUUUUCUGAUUCACCCUGAGAGAGUUUGGGACCAGGUUAUUGCCUUUGGUGAAUUUUGAAAGGAAAUCGACAAAACCAACACAGCCGGAAUGCCUCAGAGAGAAGGAAAGAAAUGUGAAUCAAGGAACAGAAUUCUGAAGGUUUUUAGUACUACAGAUAUCAAAAUCUUCAGCUUCUAAGAGAAGAACAUGAACAGUUAUCCAUAUUGAGUGAAUUUGGAAUCAUAAAGGUCUAUCCAGUCUAAGUGCACUUCAAACACUACCUGCUAAAAAUCAUCCCAUCUUUAAUUGAAUUCAACUGAAGCUUGAAGCACAGAAAAUAAGCAUGAGUUUCUGUCCCAUCUCCAGCUGGCUCCAACUAACUUUACCACUAGAAAACACGGCACAAAGUUGAAAGCAGGUAUGAGAUUGAUUUGAUUGUUUGUACAGAAAUCCUACUACCGGACUACAAACCGCAAUAUUGCUUAUUUAACAGUCUGUGAUUAAGCUGCUUAGUAUCUAUUUAUGAACCAACCAAUCAGACCUGUGACAUCACAUCCCUGUUUUUGGGGCGGGGUUUAUUCAACAGAAGGCUAACAUCCAAAUAUGGAGACGUUCUGAGGAAGCAGUAACUACACCGUAUCCAAGCCAUGACAAAUGUUGUCUCUUAAAAAUAAAAUAUAUAUAUAUAUUUUCACACCGAAGACUAAAUGAAUGGAAUGCGAUGGAGUCUUUAGAGCCAUAGAGGAACACUCAGCUGUGAGUCCUUCUUUCUACCUAUUCGUCUGUUUGCAGCGCAGAGUGCUGUUGUGAACCCGGAAAGAGUAACCAAAAGUUUUAUGUUAGAAUUGUAUAGUAGGGAUCCCCAGCACAUAGAAACUGCCGGAAGCUAAUCUGCAUAUGUUGGGCAAUUUGCACAGUUAGCAUAAUUUGCAUUCAUUAGCAUUAUAGCCUAUGCAGACAAUAGUUAAAUUGGGUUUGCCAAGUUGGCCAAUUUUGGAGGGGUUUUGGGGGUUAUUGAGGAUGUUGAAUCCAUUCCUGACAUUUCCAGGUUCCAUAAUGGCAGUUUUAACCAGAAAGUGGCCAUACUUGUACUCCCGGUGGGCUGAUCUUAAUUCAUUUUGGGUCGACUUUAAAGUUUUAGGGGACUCAAAACUUCCAUUUGUUAUCCAUAACAUUUCAGAAAUUGAUUCAACAUAUUCAAUAUACCUUAAAAAACACACAGAAAAAAAUGCAGAAACCAGCCAAGCUAUUUUAUAGAUAUUGUUUGCAUAUGCUAUUUAAUGCUAAUGAAUUCUACUUAUGCUAAUUGUGCAAAUUACCCGACAUAUGCCAGUUAGCAUCCUGAUCUGCUACUAUAUUGUUCUACUAUACAUUUCUAACAUCAAACGUUGGGGUACUCAACAACGGGUUCACAGUGCUGGAAAGUAGACUUUAUAAAUGUGUUUUGUACUUGAUAUAUGUUCAUAAGAGCUGAUGCCCUGUGGAAGAGAAGAGACAUUUGUUGAAGACUUGACCAUGUACAGUGCAUGAUGUACUUAACGUUGAGAAAAGACUCAAUAUGCUCCUUGCUCCUUCCAUGAAUCAGAAAUGUGACACAUAACACCAGCAGCACACAUGCAUGUGUCAUGAUGGUUUGUUGCUUUGGUUCUUAUCUGUGCCAUGAUGUUUGUUUCAAACUUAACAUUCCUACCAGUAUGUGAUUUCUGGACUUUAAUUGAUGUCAUGCUUUAGAGUUAAAGGUACAACAGUGAAAGUGCACAAUAGCAUGUUUUUCCUACACUCUGUUGUAUUUAAACAUAUGUGACUUGUAUUACACAUUCUCUCUCACAGCAUGUGUGUAUCGUUUGUUAUCCAGAAAGCACCGUUUGUAUCACAGCCUGUCAGAUGGAAGCGUUUGUGUACACUUAUAUACAAUACAAGUGUAAAAAUGUAAUUUGUAUUACAAAGCAGAACCACUACCAACAAUACAAAGUGAUUUCCAGUGUAUCCCUAAGCAUAACACCGCCACAAAGACAUCACAGUGAACAUUACAUGCUCCCCUUUUAGUUUUGGAAAGGCAAUGUGCAACCUAGAGGUUGAAAUUAAAUUAGAAUCCUGACCCUUUUAUAAAGAGCUGAAACAAUCGGUCAACAGAAUAUAUAUUUGCAAAUAUUUUGAUAUUGUUUGAGACUUUUUCAGAAACUAGAGGUGGAGAAAUCAAUAAUGAGAAUAAUAGUUGCCGCCCUUUAUUCAAUAGAAUUAUAUUGUUAAUUAAUUAAUUAAUUCAUAUAAAAUGUCUUUCACUAAGAAACUAAAAAUAGGCGUUCCAAAAGCCUGUUGACAGUUAAGUUUGCACAUUAUCUGCAAAAAUGAAAUAAAACCAUGCAUUUCACUUCCUUCUGAUUGUAAUGAUGGUAGUGUUGUGCCAAGGAGAGUACUCAGAAGAUCAUUAGGACCCUUUUUAUUUUCAUUUAAGAAGAAUUCAUCUAAUAGGAUUCAUCACAGAAUUCUGGCAUUUUUUUUAUUUGCUCGGAUCUCAAAAAUAAUUUCACAUGUGGCCCUAAUGCCUUUUCAGUAUUUUACAAACAAAACAAUAGGAUUUCAAAAUUGUAUUUUGCUAAAGGAAAUUUGAGCUCAUGUACAUGUAAAUCCCAAGAUGACACAAUGUGUACAUCUGUGUUGCCUUUAAUUCAUCACAUAUUGCAGUCAUAUGGUGAGGAAAGCUAUUUUGAUAAGAGCAGUGGACACACUGACUGCUGGACCACUGCAUAUCUGUGCUGUCAUUGAACUGAAAAGUGAACUAACUGUACUACGCUACACUGAGGCUCAAUAAAUAUUCUCUUUAUUAAA
Molecule: messenger RNA, 4766 nt
Organism: Trematomus bernacchii (emerald rockcod)
Lineage: Eukaryota; Metazoa; Chordata; Actinopteri; Perciformes; Nototheniidae
Gene: cunh6orf47
Product: chromosome unknown C6orf47 homolog
Exons: 3
Coding region: 698-1585 (295 amino acids)
Source: RefSeq, a predicted model, not a curated record